Messenger RNA from Penicillium canescens, 1185 nucleotides. RefSeq names its product Mn(2+) transporter ATX2. Gene Ontology annotation, biological process: zinc ion transport; transmembrane transport. The transcript has 3 exons. Gene Ontology annotation, cellular component: membrane. Gene Ontology annotation, molecular function: metal ion transmembrane transporter activity. The record is from RefSeq and is a predicted model, not a curated record. NCBI's taxonomy places the organism in Eukaryota, Fungi, Ascomycota, Eurotiomycetes, Eurotiales, Aspergillaceae. The coding region runs from base 1 to 1185 and encodes 394 amino acids.
AUGGAGGGACUAUUCACUCUGCUCGCUUUGAGCAUUGUGAUGGCAGUAACAUCCUUUGUCGUUGGCUCAUUACCUCUCGCCUUUACGCUCUCCCCAUCCCAACUACGAUUAAUAUCUUCCAUUGGCAUGGGAGUUUUGGUAGGGACUUCUUUGAUCGUGAUUAUCCCGGAAGGUAUCGAGACCCUUUACAGCGCCAACUCCCUCAAUCCCAAGGAACUCAAUACCCGGGCGACAGCUGUCCAAUGGCACCAGGCACCCGCUGUGGCAGCCGCCUUUGGUUCAAAUGAAGCCAGCGCCAACAUUCCAUCCGAUGCUGUUGUCCCAGGUCUGCCCUUGGAAAGAGAAGAGACAGUGCCCAUCAUUCGCAUUGACGAAACCGACUCGCAGCGGCUGCGUGCCCGGAAGGAGGAAUCGUCGGGCGACAAAUCAAGCAAAGGAUCAAGCGACGAAAAUGAGGAGAGCUCGCCCCAUGCGUGGAUUGGAAUCGCCCUCAUCAGCGGAUUCAUCCUGAUGUACCUCGUCGACAAACUACCCGAAUUUGCAGCGCCUACCAAAACCGACCGGACCCCAUACCAUAUCUCCCUGGAUAACCUUGGAUCGGGACUGCGACGGGGCUCCUCGCCCUCUCGCGAGGGAGGUCUGCUGGAUGCAAACCACGCCAGACGUGGCCACAGCUUCGCGACCACCACCGGCCUGGUGAUCCAUGCUGCGGCGGACGGAAUUGCCUUGGGCGCAUCCAGCUCCGAUACCGGGCUGAGCUUCAUUAUCUUCUUGGCGAUCAUGGUACACAAGGCACCCGCGUCCUUCGGUCUGACCUCUGUCCUGCUCAAGCAGGGCCUGUCAAGCCGUACAGCCAGAGCGCAUCUACUGGUCUUCAGUCUUGCUGCUCCGCUCGGCGCUUUGGCCACUUUCCUUUUUGUACAGAUGAUGGGAUCUUCCACCGCCGAUGAGGCAGGCACUCACUGGCGCACUGGAAUGCUUCUGCUUUUCUCCGGAGGCACUUUCUUGUACGUUGCUAUGCAUACCAUGCAAGAAAAUGGCCCGGGCUCAUCGCCACGCGAACUGCCCGUCAACGGAUAUGGUGACCGGGAUCAGAGUGGAUCGGACAAGUCGCUGAGAGACUUGAUUGCUUCUGUUUUGGGCAUGAUCCUGCCUCUGUUCUUGCAGAUCGGACAUGCCCACUAA